GCCGGCUUCAAUACUCAAGCACCAGAGCUCGCGUUAAUUCCUUCGCUGUGGUCUGUGUUGGCCACACGUCUCUCAGCUGCACCACUUCUUCUAUUUUCCGGUGAACUCAAUUACCCGGAGGCUACCUGCUCCGCCGACAAAUUGCUUAGAGAAAACAAUGGACUUUUUCUUCAAGGGGUUGAAUGAAGAGGCAUCUGAUUGUUCCUUCAAUGAGCAGGACAUUAAGAAAUGUCCAUUCUUGAGGAACAUCAACAAACCGACCGACUUCUCUUUCUCUUCUGUGAAUUUCUCUCUUCCUGUAAGGGGAGGCAAAGGUCCUAUAUUUGAGGAUGGCCCCAAUUUUGAUAUAGCUUUCAAACUUUUCCAUGGGAAAGAUGGGGUUGUCCCACUCUCAGGAAGGUCUCACUUUCAUGAUAACAACCCAGAACCUGAGCCUGCACCUCUCUUUAACCCUUUAGCUGCAAAAGCAGCCACCAUCAGUUUUUCGGCAUUUGGAUCAGGAGGGCCAUUCAGUUUUCAUUCUUUCUCUGAGAAAUGGAAGAUGCAGAAAAAGAAAGAAUCAUCCUCUCAGGGAGAUUCGUCAAAACAUGAGGCACUGGGAAAUGAGUGGUUGGAAACGGGGAACUGCCCAAUUGCCAAGUCAUACAGAGCCGUGAGCCAUGUUUUGCCCCUCAUGGCAACUGCUCUUCAGCCACCAGCUGGAAUGAAGUUUAGAUGCCCACCUGCGGUGGUUGCAGCCAGAGCUGCCCUUGCCAGGACUGCCUUUGUUAAGACUCUGCGCCCUCAGUCAUUACCCGCAAAGAUGCUUGCGAUUGGAGUCUUGGGCAUGGCAGCUAACGUCCCACUGGGCAUCUGGAGGGAACACACUAGGAAAUUCUCAAUAUCAUGGUUUGCUGCAGUGCAUGCAGCAGUGCCCUUCAUAGCCAUGCUUAGGAAGUCUGUCUUGAUGCCCAAGACUGCUAUGGCAUUAACCAUUGCAGCUUCUGUCUUAGGGCAGGUCAUUGGCUCAAGAGCUGAGCGGCUUCGACUGAAAACAAAGGCUGAGCGGGAAAACAUAGCAGCACACACGGCUCCUGCUGGUGUCAUUUCAGGUUAUAAUUCCGGCCAGGUCAAUAGCGUUCUGGGGCGUCAUUGUGGUGUGCAAGGAAUGAUGUGGGAUCCUCUCCCUGAUAAGGCUGCUAGGAUCACAUCUCCACCAGCCAAUAUGUGUUUCUGAAAUUGCAUAGCAAUGUGAGAGAAUGUCUAUGAAUAAAAGAAUGCAAACUAUAAUGUAUGCAAGAGACAAAUAUGGGGUUCCGGCUCCAGUGAUAUUAUGAACUGUUUGUUUGUCGUGCAGUUUAUGGGAUGAGAAAAUUGUAACUCUUGCGAAAUAUUCUCGGGCAAAUUGCAGUUCCUUUGUAUCGUAGUCGUACCAUGUUCUGGGAUUUUUUGGUCCAGUACUUGAAAAGACAUUUUCUCCUUUGGGGCUAGAAAAUUUAAGUCCGGUA
This is a messenger RNA of Ilex paraguariensis (yerba mate), 1487 nucleotides long. NCBI's taxonomy places the organism in Eukaryota, Viridiplantae, Streptophyta, Magnoliopsida, Aquifoliales, Aquifoliaceae. The record is from the annotation of a GenBank genome assembly.